Cuscuta campestris is the source of this 1226-nucleotide messenger RNA. NCBI's taxonomy places the organism in Eukaryota, Viridiplantae, Streptophyta, Magnoliopsida, Solanales, Convolvulaceae. The record is from the annotation of a GenBank genome assembly.
GAUAGUGUAAUAAUAAAAUAAGUGAAAUAGUUGUGAUGUUUUAAAUAUAACAAAGAUAAUGGGAAGAUUCAUUGUGAACAAAUAAAAAGGACUAAAUAUAAAUUUAGAGUGACAAUAAAAAUUUGGAGUGUUAAAUAUAAUUUUUCAAAAAAUAGGAGGGAAAGUAUAUUUUCAAAAAAACGUAGUUUGCAUUCCAACGGUCGGCUCUUGCUAGUUUUAAAGCAUUCUCCGUAUAACGAUAGUCUCUCAUUCCAGCAGUGAAGAAAUGGCGCCGUCAAUGGUCAAGUACGAGGAGCUACGGCGGCAGAGGGUGGAGGAGAACAAGCGGCGGAUGGAAGAGCUCUGCCUUCCUCUCCUCUCUCAGGCCCUCAAAACCGCGCACUCUCCCAAACCCUCCCCUAUGAAGAAAGCAAAGCCACGCGCCGCCAGGACAGAGCUUGUCCAGGUUCGCCGGUCUUUGCGCUCCACCAAAACAGCCGCUCCUGUGUACAAAGAAGUGACUUAUUACGAGCGAGUUCUACCAAGGAGAGCUUCGUGUCCGCGGAGGGAUAUCUUACACAGGGUAUAUGCAUCAGAUGAAGGAAGGGCAGCUGCUGUUGAGAAAGCAGAGAAAUUGGAGGCCAGUCUUGAAUCCGAAUACCCGAGUUUUGUUAGACCAAUGCUUCCAUCCCAUGUCAGUGGUGGUUUUUGGUUGGGACUUCCAGCAUACUUCUGCAGGAGGAACCUUCCGGCGCGAGAUGAAACAGUGACAUUGGUAGACGAGGCAGGAGAAGUGUGGCCGACUGUAUAUUUGUCAAGAAAAACAGGACUCAGUGGAGGAUGGAAGAAGUUUGCAGUUGAUCAUGACUUGGUUGAUGGUGAUGCACUGGUAUUUCAGUUGAUACAACGUGCCAUAUUGAAGGUAUACAUAACAAGGGUCAAUAAUUUGGAAGAAAAGGAUGACAUAGAGACCUCAAAGGACUCUAGUACAUAGUAGUAUACUAGUAUUCAGGAAAGGGUGUAAGCUGUGCUGUAGGGUGGUUGUAUGUUGACUAUAUUGGCAAAGAAUGGUCACUGACAGCCAAUGCCACAACGUCAAACCAGGGAACAUUAAUCUUCACUUCUUGGUACAAGAAGAAGACCGAGCUUAUUAAUUACGUAGUACGGAGUGCUAAAAAUAGCCUGCAGGGGAGUAUAUAAUGUAUCUCUUUCGGUAUUUUGAUAUUAAAAAAACAUGUUCUUAAUUG